Molecule: messenger RNA, 1149 nt
Organism: Clarias gariepinus (North African catfish)
Lineage: Eukaryota; Metazoa; Chordata; Actinopteri; Siluriformes; Clariidae
Product: ependymin-like
Exons: 6
Coding region: 26-658 (210 amino acids)
Biological process (GO): cell-matrix adhesion
Cellular component (GO): lysosome; extracellular region
Molecular function (GO): calcium ion binding
Source: RefSeq, a predicted model, not a curated record
AGAAAACACAGUGUAGUUGGAAGACAUGCAGCUCUGGUUGUGUUGUGCCCUGUUGGUGUUUGUGGCCGGAGGCUGCUUGGCUCAGAAACCUCGUCCAUGCAGAUCUCCUCCUCUCCUUGAGGGACGCUUUAGUGUGGUACUUUCAGAUGAAGAUUUCGAGGUACAUGGGAAGUAUUCCUAUGACGCUAUAUUACAGCGCAUCCGCUUAGGAGAGUUUGCAAGGUCUAUGAAUUCUUCGACAGUUUUAGAUGUUCUGCAACUCUUUCGAGAGCAAGUGAUGUACGAGAUCGACUAUGAACACAAAACAUGCAACAAACGGGCAUUGAUAGUCAAGUUCCACCCGAUGAAGAUCCCACAAAACUUUACCUUUCUUGCUCAGAUGGUGUUAGGGAGUCUCUCUGCACCUGGAGAAGGUUUACUCGUCAACUCAUGGGCUGGAAAGAUACCCCAGGUCCAAGGCCAGUUUGUCAUGAGUUUCACAGAGUUUGGCUGCCUUCCAGUAACUGUCUUUAACAGUGUGGGAAAAUUUUUGGCUGUUAUCAGCUUCUUUAACAUUGUUCAUGGGAUUGAGGAUCCGUCCGUGUUCAUUCCUCCGCCGUUUUGCGAUAAUGCUACUCUGAAAGCAGGGGAGGGUGAUUUCUUCAGUGCUUUCUUCUGAGUCAAUACCAGAGCUCUUCAUAUGACCCACAUGUAACAUCCCUUAACACCGAUCCAGAAACCAAAUGACAACUAUAACUAAACAAACUAAAACAGACAAAACCAGAGAAAACAAAUACCCACUUAACAGAACUGAAAUUAAACAAUGCUCGACCCAGUUUCCAAGAACAAACAGUCAUUUAUAACGUAACUAAUGAGCUACCUCGUUCAGGUGAGCACCCGCAUCACCUGACCGAGGUGCCUUCUGGGAAACUGAGUCUACUAACAAAAACAGUGCCCUCUAGUGGUGAACCCUCACAGGAUUGUUUUGAUUUUAUUAACAAUUUAAUUUGUUCAGAGCACAGAGUUCCACUUUUUUUACUGUUGGCCUAUGUGAUUUUUCUCAUAAACAGUACACUAGGUUUUAAUUCCUGUUUUGGUUCAUGACUUAACCACAAUCUCAAUGUCUUUUGAUUUUUAAGAGAUUUAAAUAAAAGACUCAUAGACCCAAAU